AUGCUUAGAGAUAACAUUUUACGUGCCUCUGACAUUCACCACGGUUUGAGUAGUGAACAAGUUCGUAUUCUGGCUUAUGAGUUCGCAGUGGCAAACAAUAAACAUUUUGCUGAAAGUUGGUCGGAAAAGGGCAUGGCUGGUAAAGAAUGGCUGUUUGGAUUUCGUCAAAGGUACAAGCUCACAUUACGAACUCCUCAACAAAUCAGUUUGAGCAGGACAACUAGUUCUAAUAAAACGAAUAUUGAAGCUUUUUUAAAAAAUUUGCGAGAGCUUAGAACUAAAUAUGACUUGGAGGCACACGAUAUUUAUAAUCUAGAUGAGACAGCUGCUACUACUGUUCAUAAACCUAUAAAGAUAUUAACCAAGAAGGGUAACAAGAAUGUCGGCCAAGUAACUUCAGCGGAGCGAAGAACUCCAGUUACUCUGGUGGGUAUUAUUGGAGCUACUGGAAAAUUCGUUCCUCCAUUCCUCAUUUUUCCACGGGUUCAUUUCAAGGAACACAUGCUAUAUGGUGCCCCUCCAGGAAGCAAAGAUGUUGCAAUACCUACAGGCUGGAUGAAUAGCUCGUUGUUUUUACCACUUUUACAACAUUUUGCAGAACAUGAGAGGCCUACUAGAGAGAAACCCAAACUUAUUCUCCUAGAUAAUCACGAGAGUCACUUAAACAUUGUGGCACUCGAUUUUGACAAAGAAAACGGCAUUCUAAUGUAA
Molecule: messenger RNA, 711 nt
Organism: Leptinotarsa decemlineata (Colorado potato beetle)
Lineage: Eukaryota; Metazoa; Arthropoda; Insecta; Coleoptera; Chrysomelidae
Cellular component (GO): nucleus
Molecular function (GO): DNA binding
Source: RefSeq, a predicted model, not a curated record